AUGGCAGAAGUGAAUGAACAGCCGCUUCCUGGAACCAUACAGCUGUUUGUGCAGAGCGACCAGGAACUUCGCGACCAGGAAAUCACCUUGAUUCCACCGCCUACAUCGAGUCCGAAUGAUCCAUUGAACUGGUCGCCAUGGCGGAAGUACUGGCAUGCGGGCCUCGUCCUUUUCAUCACUGGCCUGACCGCCGCAACUUCAAACAGUGCUGGAGCCGCCGGAGACGGAAUGCUGGCCGAGUUGGGCAUUCAGUAUUCCGUUGCGAACACUGCGGCAGGAGUGCUGUUCAUUGGCAUUGGUUAUUGGACGUUGUUGGCCAGUCCCAUGCCAUGGCUGUACGGACGUCGUAUUCAGUACCUAAUCAGUCUGCUGUUCUCCGUGGGCGGUUCUAUCUGGUUUGCACGCAUCCGCGGCGUGCAAGAUUCUGUCUGGUGUCAGCUGUUUGUCGGAGCAUCGGAAGGAUGUGCGGAGGCGUUGGCGCAGCUGUCGCUAUCUGAUCUAUUCUUCCAGCACCAGCGCGGAUCGGUCCUAGGAGUAUACAUUCUUGCCACCUCCGUCGGUACCUUCAUGGGCCCUCUGGUAUCGGGAUACAUUGCUGCCGACAAUUGGAGAUGGGUUGGUUGGACAGGAGCGAUUAUAUCCGGUGCCACGCUACUUGUAUUCUGCUUCGGUCUAGAGGAGACAUCGUUCCACCGGGAAGCCAUCUUAGGCCGACAUCUGGGCGGGCAGUCACUUCAAAACAUCGGCGAAGAUGAGAAAACGGCAGAUAAAACACAGCUUGACGUCAGAGAUUCACGCGAGAGCAAUACUUUACCGGGAGAUCGGGCAAGAACGUACCCGCAGCGGAUCGCUCUUAUCACGCCAGCUCCGAACAUGAUUGGAACAGGGUUCAAGCAGUACUUUCACCGGCUAUUUCACACGUUGCGAGUCUUUGGAUUUCCUGCCGUGCUUUACAGCGGAUUACAAUGGGGUGCCCAAGAUGCAUGGCUGACUUUCUACUUAACCGUCGAGGAGGACAAUUACUAUGGCCCACCAUGGAAYUACUCCAACUCCGCCGUAGCCAUAAUGAACGUCCCGACACUCAUCGGGGCGACAUUGGGCUGCAUCUACGGCGGAUGGUACUCUGACGUAUUCGUCCGCUGGAUUGCUAGAAAGCGUGGCGGCGUCAGUGAGGCCGAAGAUCGACUUUGGUUGAUGUUUCUGUCAGCCAUCAUCAACCCUGCAGGCCUGAUGCUUUUCGGGAUUGCGUCGGAUAAAAGUUUGAACUGGCCAGCAGCCUAUGUAGGGCUGGGGAUGAUUGGCUUCGGAUUUGGUUGUGCCGGUGAUAUCUCCAUGGCCUACCUUAUGGAUGCCUACCCUGACAUGGUUCUCGAGGGAAUGGUCGGGGUGGCCGUGAUCAACAACACGUUGGCUUGCCUCUUCACCUUUACGACAAGCUAUUGGCUUGAAGCCAGUGGCCUUGCGAACACUUUCAUUGCCAUUGGAAUUUUGUCUUUUGCCUUUCAAAUGACCACGGUCCCAAUGUUGAUUUGGGGCAAAAACUGCAGGCGCUGGACAUUCGAAAGGUACCAGAGGUUCUUGUACCUGCGAGACGGACAACGAUGA
Molecule: messenger RNA, 1605 nt
Organism: Ramularia collo-cygni
Lineage: Eukaryota; Fungi; Ascomycota; Dothideomycetes; Mycosphaerellales; Mycosphaerellaceae
Product: probable HOL1-Putative substrate-H+ antiporter-unknown biological function
Exons: 4
Coding region: 1-1605 (534 amino acids)
Biological process (GO): transmembrane transport
Molecular function (GO): transmembrane transporter activity
Source: RefSeq, a predicted model, not a curated record